GUUGUUUUGUUUUUGUGAUAAGAAAAAAAAAGGAUUUGAAUUUGAAAAUGAAAAUUGUAUAUCGGGAAAUUUAAUCGAAACUUUUUAUGAUGAAAAUAUAUGAAAAUUCAAAAAUAUGACUUUUCAGUCGAGGUAUUUUCUUUUAAAGAAUGAUUGCCGCACGUGGAGAUAUGUACUCAGCUGUAAAGUUAAGUUUUUCAACUCGUAUUCAACUUCAACCGGAGCCGAUUACAUCAAUGUUUCUUUCGCCGAGAAGUAUAACUCGAGAAUCGUGGAGCAAGGAAAGUACAGUCGAUGGGAAACAUCAGGUUAUUUUGAACCGAAAAGUAUAGAUGGAAACAAAUCGCAAGAGCCAUUCACAAUGAUAUUGCCUCCUCCAAAUAUCACCGGAACUUUACAUUUAGGACAUGCAUUGACCAUUACAAUCCAAGAUAUAUUAUGCAGAUGGAAACGAAUGCAGGGUUUUCCAGUGCUAUGGAUACCAGGUACAGAUCACGCAGGUAUCGCUACGCACGUUGUUGUUGAAAGAAAUAUUUCCAAAAGCAAAGGAUUACCAUUGCGUGGUAUAGAAAAAGAAUAUUUUAUGGAAGAAUUAUUGAGGUGGAAAACAGAGAAAGAAAACGCUAUUAACGAACAAAUUAAGCGAUUAGGUGCUUCUGUGGAUUGGUCUCGAUAUUCUUUCACUUUGGAUCGGAAACAAUCUGAAAUUGUUCAGCAGUCCAUUAUUAAAUUAUUUGAAGAUGGAUUAAUUCACAAAAAACGUGCUUUUGUUAACUGGUGCUGUCAUUUACAAACCACCGUGUCUGAUAUUGAAGUGGAUAAUUUACGUAUUGAAGGUCCAACUUAUCUAUCAUUACCUUCUUAUGAGAAGCCAGUUCAAUUUGGCAUCAUAGUGGAAUUCGCUUAUAAAAUAUGUGAUUCUGAAGAAGAAAUUUGUGUGGCGACUACUCGUUUAGAAACCAUGUGCGGCGAUGUUGCGAUUGUAAUUAAUCCUAAUGAUGCUCGUUAUUCUCAUUUACACGGAAAAUCUGCGUGGCAUCCAUUUCGAAAAUGUAAAUUGCCCAUCAUUUUAGAUGAAUCCGCCAAUCCGGAGUUUGGAACAGGUGCCUUCAAACUUACCCCUGCCCAUAGUAAAAUAGAUUACGAAAUUGCUGUGCGUCAUAAUUUACCAAUAGUAUCUGUGAUAACGGAAUCUGGUCAUUUGAAUGAAAACUGUGUAGAAUGGAAGAAUGUACCGAAGUACGCCGCUAGAGAAUUAAUAUUACAAAAGCUGCAAGAACUUGGCUUGUACAAAUGUACAAAAUCUCAUGUUACCCAUAUUCCUAUUUGUAAUCGUUCAGGAGAUGUUAUAGAGUAUAUGUUGAAAGAUCAAUGGUUUUUGAAAUGCCACGAUAUUUUGCAAAGAGCAAAAGACGCAAUAGAAAAAGAUGAUUUUCAGAUUAAGCCAAAAAACAUGAAAAACGUUAUUUUAAAUUGGUUAAAAUUUGAUCAAGACUGGUGCUUAUCGAGACAAAUACACUGGGGCCAUAAAUUACCGCUUUUUAAGACUGAUAAUGGAUGGAUUGCCGCAAGAUCAAAAGAAGAAGCGCUACAAAAAACAGAGAAAAUAUCUCCUCAAAAUUGCGAGGAAAUCGUUCAGGAAAAUGAUGUUUUAGACACUUGGUUUUCGUCUGCGUUGCUGCCAUUUUCAGUUUUUGGAUGGCCGAAAGGCGAAAAUAAAGACUAUCAAACAUAUUAUCCUUUAAGUUUAAUGGAAACUGGUCAAGACAUCGCCUGUUUAUGGGUAGCCCGAAUGAUUAUGCUUGGUUUAUAUUUUACCGGAAAACUUCCUUUCAACAACAUAGUUUUUCAUGGAUUGAUAUGCGAUGUUCAUGGUAGAAAAAUGUCGAAAAGUUUAGGAAAUGUGAUUGAGCUUAAUCAUGUUAUAGAUGGAAUUUCAUUAAAAGAACUUAAUGAAACUGUACAUGCUAAUCAUAGAAAAGGAAUGCUAUCGGAUGAAGAAUUGGGAAAAGCUUUAUCUAUUCAAAAAUCGCUAUUUUCAGAUGGGAUACCGGAAUGUGGAGCAGACGCUCUGCGAUUUACGUUAGUUAACCAUGAUUUUAGUGAGUCAGUGAUUCAUUUCGAUGUUAAAGAAUGUCGACGAGUUACAAAUUUCUGCAAUAAAAUGUGGCAAGCGUUCAGAUUUUCUAUCACUUGGGCGAACAAAUUUCCAUCCAGAAUUUCGCCUUUCCCAAAUCCUUCAUUACCGUGGCAUUAUUGGAUUCUGCAUAAAUUAUCAACAACCGUUGAAACAUGCAAUGAAGGAUUACAAGAAAUGAAUUUUCACCAUGCGACUUCAUCAUUGAAACAUUUCUUCGUCCAUGACUUGUGCGACUUUUAUUUGGAAGCUUCUAAAAUUGUAUUUAAUGACGGUAAUCAGAGCGAAGCAGAAUCCACUGUAUCUGUAUUAUUGUUUUGCUUGGAAACAUAUUUGCGGCUGCUGGCUCCAAUUAUGCCUUAUAUUACCGAAGAACUUUAUUCUUAUUUACCAGAAAAUAACAUUCAGAUUACCGAAACCGAGUAUCCAGAAAGUCAAGAUUAUCGGAAAUGGAAAAAUGAAAAGUUGGAAAAAGAGAUAUUGUUUAUAAGAGGUCUUAUGUCGGGCAUUCGUGUUUUACAAGCAGAAAUAGGAAAUUUCACUGAUAACGAAAUUGUCAUUGUAAGCGGUAGCGAGAAUAUUAUUCGGAAAUAUCUGCCGGUGAUAAAUGGAAUUUUAAGGUGUAGUAUACAUUUUCAAGCUGAAGAUUCCAUAAAUGAGCCCGCAAUAGCUAAUAUUAUUCAAAAUGACACAAAAAUAUAUUUAAAAUUGAAGACUGAACUAAAGAGUCUUUCUAAUUAUUCAACCUUGAUGGAAUCCAAAGUCAAACGAUUAUUCAAGAAGUUGAAUCAGUUGAAAGACAGAACUUCUACCAAAAAAUAUAUUGCUAAAGCAUCUGAAGAAACUAAAGAAUAUCAUCGGAAUAAAAUGAAGGAAAUAGAAGAUCAGAUAAACAAAAUUGAAGAACUGAAGAUGAAAAUUUGUAAAUUUAUAUCAUCUUUAUGAUAGGAUAACACUAACCAGAAGAUGGUCUCAUUAUGUGUAAAUUACGGUACGCAUGAUCUUAUGUUCCUGAAACUACAGCGUGUUUUUUUUAUUCCUGUGAUUUUUAUACUGAUUAUGUAUGUAUUCUGGAAUUGAUGUGAUAAACUUAUUAGAAGUUUU
This is a messenger RNA of Planococcus citri (citrus mealybug), 3241 nucleotides long. RefSeq names its product valine--tRNA ligase-like. The record is from RefSeq and is a predicted model, not a curated record. Gene Ontology annotation, molecular function: ATP binding; aminoacyl-tRNA deacylase activity; valine-tRNA ligase activity. Gene Ontology annotation, cellular component: cytosol. The transcript has 18 exons. Gene Ontology annotation, biological process: valyl-tRNA aminoacylation. The coding region runs from base 116 to 3082 and encodes 988 amino acids. NCBI's taxonomy places the organism in Eukaryota, Metazoa, Arthropoda, Insecta, Hemiptera, Pseudococcidae.